AUGGCUCUCGCUGCUGAAAACGUUGACACCACUCAAGGUCUUCUUAACGUUAAUAUGAUGAAUGUCACCAAACUCAACUCUACCAACUACAUAACGUGGAGUCUUCAAGUUCACUCCCUCCUUGAUGGGUACGACCUUGCCGGCUACAUCGACGGUUCCAAACUCCCGCCAGAUCAGACACUCUCCACCAAUCCGCCAACACCGAAUCCAGCUUACUCGACCUGGCGGCGUCAAGACAAACUUAUCUAUAGUGGUCUCCUUGGCACACUCUCCCCAGCUCUUCAACCUCUGGUCUCCAAAACGAAAUCCGCUGCUGAGAUGUGGAAAACAAUUUCCUCCACCUAUGCCAAUCCAAGCUGGGGACAUCUUCAACAACUUCGGUUGCAGAUCAAACAAACCUCCAAAGGUGAGAAAACCAUUGAUGAGUAUAUGCAGACGCUGACGACACGUUUUGACCAGCUUGCUCUCCUUGGCAAGCCCCUUGCUCAUGAAGAACAACUUGAGUACAUCUUUGCUGGCUUACCCGAAGAUUAUAAGUCUGUCGUUGACCAAGUGGAAGGUCGUGACACUCCACCUUCUAUCAUUGAAGUCCACGAAAAGCUUAUCAACAAGGAAGCUAAACUCCUUGCUCUCUCCCUGUCCACACCGUCCCUUGGACCCGCCUCUGCUAAUGUUGCUACCUCUCGACAGAGAUCCACCACUGGGAAGCAACAAUCUCGUCAAUCUCAGCCCUGGCACAACAACAACAACAAUAAGCAGCAAUAUCAGUCAUCACGACCGGACAAUCGCAUGACCAGAGGUUAUCAGGGCAAGUGUCAACUCUGUGGCGUGUUUGGUCAUAGUGCCAAACGGUGUACUCAUCUCCAACAACCACACUCCUCUCAGUCUGGCAUUCUUCCUUCUCCAUUCCGUCCGUGGCAACCUCGGGCCAACCUUGUUGUUGCUUCACCUCCAUGGGUAAUGGACAGUGGGUCUACUCAUCAUCUCACAAGUGAUCUCCACAACUUGGCUUUGCAUCAACCCUACAAUGGCGAGGAUUCAGUUCUCAUUGGUGAUGGAUCCGGUCUCUCCAUCACCCACACUGGUGAAGGAUCUCAGCUCGGGGGUUCCGUUAAUCCAAGGCAGGAUUAG
Molecule: messenger RNA, 1131 nt
Organism: Camelina sativa (false flax)
Lineage: Eukaryota; Viridiplantae; Streptophyta; Magnoliopsida; Brassicales; Brassicaceae
Source: RefSeq, a predicted model, not a curated record